AUGGCACCCAACCACAACUACCAGCCCAUCAUAGUCUCAAACGAUGACCUCCCAACUGCCCGCAAGCGACGAGCCAUCUACCUCCGUCCCUUCCUCCUCUUCUGGCUACACGCCCUCAUCGCCGAAACCAUCUUUCUUGCCGUCGGCGUCUUCAUCAUGAGUGGCACGCAAGACCUCUUCUACAAAGUCAUGUGGACGCUCGUUUUCUGUCCCCUAGGCAUGGCCGGGGCAAUGGGUGGCCUGAUAAACUGCUUCAUCGUGGACCACUACUACGGCAAAAAGGCGGCCCAUUUUACUGCGAUUUUGACAUUGCUGGUUCUCAGCACCUGCAACUAUCUGUGUUACAACUUGGACAAACAUUUCGGGUGGUUUGGGGCCACUGAUCACCCGAUGUGGUUCCAUUGGCGGUAUCCGAUGAUUUGGACGGUUGGUCCAAAUAGCCAUGUUCCGGGAAAAGAAAACAUUAACACAAUGAAUCACAUGCUGAGUAUUUGGGGGAAAAUAGAUGCCUGGCUUGGCUGGGUCUCUAUCGGUGCUAAUCUAUGCUUGGUAAUUCUGUCUCAUUUAUCACAUCCGUCCCAAGACGUGGCAGAACUGAGAAUCGCCGAGCCGCUCAAAGCUCUCGUCCUCAUGUCACCUUGGAUCUCUUUUCGCCACGACUGGCCGAGCAUGACGACCAACGAACAUAAAGAUAUCGACGCAAGGGAAGUCACAGAGAGAUGGUCGCAAGACUACUUGAAUGGAGUAUCCACGAACCACUACGCCGAAGCAGUUGAAGCUCCUGAAACGUGGUGGGUAGGUGCUCUGGUCAAACAGACUCUCGUCCUCGCUGGCAGCGAUGAGGUGUUACUGGAUUCGAUCACGACUUGGGUUCAGAGGUUUUCCAAAUCAAAUCCUGAUACAACCCUGGUCAUUGGUCAGAACGAGUGCCAUAUCGCACCCCUCAUUUGGCCCCUUUUUCAUGACCACCACGAGACCCAACAGGCUCUUGCUUUGAAGAGCUGGCUAUGCGAGCGGCUGCGUGCAUAG
This is a messenger RNA of Aspergillus affinis, 1029 nucleotides long. RefSeq names its product putative epsilon-lactone hydrolase. NCBI's taxonomy places the organism in Eukaryota, Fungi, Ascomycota, Eurotiomycetes, Eurotiales, Aspergillaceae. The coding region runs from base 1 to 1029 and encodes 342 amino acids. The transcript is spliced from 4 exons. The record is from RefSeq and is a predicted model, not a curated record. Gene Ontology annotation, molecular function: hydrolase activity.